Molecule: messenger RNA, 705 nt
Organism: Ilex paraguariensis (yerba mate)
Lineage: Eukaryota; Viridiplantae; Streptophyta; Magnoliopsida; Aquifoliales; Aquifoliaceae
Source: the annotation of a GenBank genome assembly
AUGAACUUAUAUUUUUUUGGGUCUCAUAUAUGGCAGCAUGGGGGAGAUGUGAAUGCUGCUGAUCAUACCGGGCAAACAGCAUUACAUUGGAGUGCAGUGCGGGGUGCAAUCCAGGUUGCAGAGCUUUUGCUCCGAGAGGGUGCUCGGGUGAAUGCUGCGGACAUAUAUGGGUAUCAGGCAACACAUGUUGCAGCGCAAUAUGGUCAGACAUCUUUCCUUUACCACGUUGUUACAAAAUGGAACGGUGACCCUGAUGUUCCUGAUAAUGAUGGAAGAAGUCCUUUACACUGGGCUGCAUAUAAGGGUUUCGCCGAUAGUAUACGCCUUCUUCUGUUUUUGGACGCAUAUAGGGGGCGCCAGGACAAAGAGGGUUGUACCCCUCUCCAUUGGGCUGCUAUUCGGGGGAACUUAGAAGCAUGCACAGUGUUGGUGCAGGCUGGGAAGAAAGAAGAUCUGAUGGUGACUGACAACACUGGCCUUACACCAGCACAGCUUGCUUCGGAUAAAAAUCACAGACAAGUUGCUUUUUUCCUUGGAAAUGCACGGAGGUUGCUUGACAAACGUUGUGAUGGGAACAGUCGCCUUGGGCAACUUUCAAAAUUAGGACUUGCACCAAUACUUUGGUUUAUAAUUUUUCUGCUACUUGUGACAUACAUUCAUUCAGUCAUCAUGGGUAUCUGCCCUUAUCUUUGCAUUCAAUCUUAA